AUGGAAAAUGUGGAAAGUGGUGGUGGUGGCGUGGACGAUGCAGUGCCUACAUACACACCGGCUGAUCUUGAGCAGGAUGCAAGUAGAAUGAUGGAAUACAUCCAGCCGCCCUUGCCAGCGGAAACAAAGCGUAUGGCCAGCACAGACGCUGAUUUACGGCUGAUGUCUGUGCUGCUUCCGGACGUGGCUGCAGACCGGGUCGCCGCUUUGGUCCGCACUGCCGAAGCAGAAAAUGAGCAAGCUAUGAUGCAGCUCCAAGACGCCGAAAAUAAGCUACGUGAAUGUAUCAACGAAGCCUUCAUCUUGCAAGGCGAGCCUACGGACGACAACGACGACGUCUCGUUGUCCUUGGAGCGCCUCGCGACCCUUGCAAACACGAAGACUGCUGCUUUGUCGCGAUCUAGUUCAUCUAAAAAUGAAACACAGCAACAACAUUCUACUGAGCUCGCAGAGCUGUAUGCCGCACGUGCAUGCACUCAACUUCUUGCUGAUGCAGAAGAAGCUAUGGCGCUAGCCCAUACAUCGUCUCAUACACAACAGCAGCUCGUUGCGCUUGUUCGUCUCGCAACGCUUGUAGAAGAUGCACAGCACCGCGGCCCAAGUGCGAGUCCAAUGCUAUCACGCACGAUUGCCAUACUCACUGCUCGCCGUGAUGAGCUGAACGAGCGUCUACGAAUUUCUUGCACAGAUGCACUUCGUUCCGCUAUGCGCGCAGCUGCAUGGCCACCAGUCGCAUACGAGAGCCCAGAGAAGUUUUCUUCAAAUACCCCACGGUUCCAAUUGCUGGGGCAUCCUGCGUUGGAGCGCGCUUGGACUGAUGUGUGUGAAUGGCAAUUUACCGCUGCAUCUGUUGGUUUGACCAAGCCACCUACAUGCAUCCAGGCACCGGCCACUAUUUCUGGUGUUGACAGACUACACGCCAUGCCGGCCGCACCCGGUUCUGAUGCCUACGUGCCGCUUGUUGCCGUGCAGGUCAUGAUGGAGCCAAUUCUCCUCCGUUUUCGCUAUCAUUUCGACGGUGCACGACCCACGAAUCGUCUCGAUAAGCCGGAGUGGUUCCUUGCGCAUGUAGUCGGUCUUAUACAGGUGCACCGUCACUUGUUUGAGCCAUCGCCUGAUCCAUGGACCCAUGGCGGCGAUGUCGCAGAGCUCACGAGGAAACGCAGCGGCGCCAUGCACGAUGCUCCACUUCGCCAGCGGUAUGUCGCUGUAGAUGCGCCAUCGGAACUCUUACAUACACUGUUGCAUCCAUUGCGGCAGAAGAUCCAAGCCUCCAUGGAGCGACUCGUACAUGAACGCGCGCUGCUCGCACACAACAUUCUCCAGCUCAUUACAUUUGACAUUGAUCUGCGCGAUACAUAUGCACCUGCUCGGCUCGUUGCCAAUGGCCACGGUGCCGUGCGCCUGGCUGACGAGAUCUUAGGAAACGAAGCUUGGUUCCAGGCCUGGGUCAAUAGUGAGCGUACUUUCGCAGAGCGACGCUUCGACACGCUAUUACAGGCCCCCGGCGCUUGGACGCUCGUACAGUCAGAUACCAUGGACGAUGAAGAGGAAUUACCAGAGAAUGCUUCAGACGAUACUGCUGAAAUCGAUGCCGACACAACCACGCGCUGUGCGUGUUCUCUUAUGAAUAUGCUCGCGGGCGUCACCGAGCGAUACCGCCCAUUGCAAUUGUUGCCCCAACGUUGUGCCUUUAUCAUCAAGGUUCAACGGCCCCUGCUCGAUGUCUUGCACAACCGUCUUGUGCGUCAUCUUGACGCAUUUGAAAACAUGAGCACGGCUUUUUCCCGCGCCCUACCUGGGGACAUCGCUUCCUUCUCCGCCGGUCCUGGUAGUGACUUGGUUCGUGGUGAACAUGGUGUGACGCGCGUUGCCAAAGCACUCCUAUCUGCCGAAUAUGUGAAAAAACAGUUGCAGGAAUGGUCUGAAUCGACGUUCUUCCUCAGUAUGGCACAUGAUGUUGCAGGACUCGAGAAAUCGUCGCCUCUUUUUCGUAUUAUGACGUUGAAAAUCUCGAAAGAUGACAUUGAUUCCGCCAGCUUGGUGUCUGUUUUACAGCGUGGGCUCCAGCGCGGUGCUUCGGCUGCUACUCAUUUGCGCCCUUUGGCGCCUUCAUCCCAAGCGUCAACCAAAGGAGAGUCUCCAUAUUCGUACGAAUCUCCAGACACUGCUUCAUCAAAUGUCCCCGGCAUUUGGGACUAUCAUAUCAGCAAAUUUGACAGUAUUGCAACUCGCUCGGCCCAUGCUUUAGAGCGAUUAACUGUGACGGAAGUAUUGGAGUUGCUCAAGCCCUAUAUUUUACGCCGUUGGGAUCGUGAUGAGUUAGGCGCUGGUCCUGACGGCGUAGACUCUGUAUCUAACUUAGAUGAACAAGCCAUGCGCCAAGAAGUUCCUUCGCGCGAACUCGUCCCUGCACUGUCGAAACUGACCAAAAUGCUUCAGCUUAUGGUACAAGUCCUUCCCCCGAACCUUCUCUUACCUGUCUAUCGACACAUCGCUUCAUCGCUUAGUCACGCUAUUGUUGAACGGAUACUCAUGCCAAAUGCCCGUUUUUCACAACAAUUCACAGCCGCACAAGCGGUGCGCUUUUGUCUUGACGUCGAUCAAGGCUGGCUCCAUGUCGUCAGAGAAAUCGAUAAUCACCCCAAGGUGGCUGCAAGACGCAGUAAAAAUGCACCAACGGGCCUUGGGCGCAAUCCAGAGUUAGCAUGGCGCCUGCUCAUAGAUGCUAGCAAGGAAUUGCGACAGAAGUAA
Molecule: messenger RNA, 2754 nt
Organism: Malassezia globosa CBS 7966
Lineage: Eukaryota; Fungi; Basidiomycota; Malasseziomycetes; Malasseziales; Malasseziaceae
Exons: 3
Coding region: 1-2754 (917 amino acids)
Biological process (GO): regulation of ER to Golgi vesicle-mediated transport; retrograde vesicle-mediated transport, Golgi to endoplasmic reticulum; endoplasmic reticulum to Golgi vesicle-mediated transport
Cellular component (GO): Dsl1/NZR complex
Source: RefSeq, a predicted model, not a curated record